GGGGCGGGGUGGGGGGCGCGGGUGUCACCGCUGCGGGUCAAGUCCGGUCCCGGUUCCCGGUGUCUUGGCCGGGGAGCGGCCCCGGUGCGCUGCUGCUUUCGCGCCAGUGCCUUUCUGCCGCGCGGCGCGGUUACAGCUCGAGCCUUAAAAAAGAAUAUUGUUGUUCUGUUUGUGGUGGGUUUUUUUUUAUAUAUAUUUUUAUUCCUUUUAUUUAUUUACUUAUUUUAACUCUGGCUAUUCCUGUUGCAAAAGCUUCCCCCCCGGCCAUCUCUGUGGCUCAGCUUUCCAGGCUAGAAAGCCCCAGAAGUAAUACUUAAAACCGAGCUAAUUCUCGCAUUAUGCAGCAGAGUUGGCUAGCCUGUCUUGAAAGGAGAUGAGUUUGCUGGGAGCAUGGGAGGCAGAGUACCACCUGCUCCAGCCAAUGCCUCCACACAGGAGACAAAUAAGGGCAAAGCAGAGGAACAGCCAGAGGAGCCAGCUAAAUCGCCUGAACCAGAAAGUGAAGAGAGUGACCUCGAAAUUGACAACGAGGGGGUGAUUGAACCAGACAAUGAUGACCCUCAAGAAAUGGGAGAUGAAAAUGUGGAGGUAACUGAAGAGAUGAUGGAUCAAGCUAAUGAGAAGAAGAUUGAAGCGAUGAAUGCUCUAAGUGAAGGUGAACUUCAGAAGGCUGUCGACUUGUUCACGGAUGCCAUCAAGCUGAAUCCUUGUUUGGCCAUCUUAUAUGCCAAGAGGGCAAGUGUUUUUGUGAAACUACAGAAGCCAAAUGCUGCCAUUAGAGACUGUGACAGAGCCAUCAAGAUUAAUCCUGAUUCGGCACAGACCUACAAAUGGAGGGGGAAAGCACAUAGGCUUCUGGGUCACUGGGAGGAGGCCGCUCAUGAUCUUGCACUUGCUUGUAAACUGGAUUAUGAUGAGGAUGCUAGCGCUAUGCUGAAGGAGGUGCAGCCGAGAGCUCAGAAAAUUGCAGAACAUCGCCGAAAAUAUGAGCGGAAGCGUGAAGAAAAGGAAAUCAAGGAAAGAAUGGAAAGGGUGAAGAAGGCACGGGAGGAACACGAGAAAGCACAAAGGGAGGAAGAAGCAAGACGACAGGCAGGAGGAGCUCAGUUUGGUGGUUUCCCAGGUGGCUUCCCAGGUGGAUUUCCCGGGGCUAUGCCUGGAGGUAUGCCAGGUCUCAAUGAGAUUCUCAGUGACCCAGAAGUCCUUGUGGCCAUGCAGGAUCCAGAAAUUAUGACUGCGUUCCAAGAUAUUCUCCAGAAUCCUGCAAAUAUGUCCAAGUACCAGAACAAACCCGAGGUCAUGAAUCUCAUCAGUAAAUUGUCUGCUAAAUUUGCCAGUAAACCAUAAAAUCCCUGGUUCCUAAAAAUCAUAUCUGAAUGGAGAGGGUUGGAUUUGGCUAACCAGUGUUGCAAUAAAACCAUUGUACCUCUGAUCUUCUGAAGAAGAGAAAUGGAGUGUUCUAAGGACAACUGCUUUCUAGUCCCAAGCAUUGACUUGGUUCAAUGAUUGGCUUAUCACACUCAGAUUAUAUUCAGAUGACCUAGUUUCAACCAUCUCUCCUUGUCCGAGAGUUGCAACCUCCUAUUAUAAGUAUUACAGUUUCCUUCGAAUGAACACUUCUGUAAGAAAUUAUAAUAUUCCAGGAGUGUAAGAUAAAAACCUGCUGUUCUGUUGUUUUGUUUUGGUUUUUGUUUUGUUUUUUUAAAUUACUCUCAGUGAGCAAAGAGGAAGGAACUUUAACAGUUGAAGUCCGUUUUAAUCCCCUUAGGACAGAAAAGUUGGCCUAGUCACAAAUAUCAAAGGUGGGACAAGUCUGAAGAAUUAACUGGAUAAAGUAAUUGUCUGCUGCAAAUACAAGUCCUUAUUUUCUUUUUAAAUGGAUGACUGACUUUAUAUAGCUAUUAAAAUUAUCAGUACAACCAUGCUAGCUAGUUACACACUGGAAGUUCUGCAAAUAAUGUAAUAUUUUUAUCACCACAACUGUGCAGCAAAGGUGUAAUCCUAUCCUUUGCAUAACCUGGCAUGAAGUAUUCAUUGUAGAGGCCACAGAAGUUUUGUUACUUGCUCAAUACUUGUCCAGCACCUUUACGUAACAUUUUAUUUAUCACUCUGGGUAUGGGAAAGCAGCUUUACUGUCUGUGCUUGUGCUCUUGUUCUUUCCCAGUUGGCAGGUCCUCAGCUGGUUGCACUUGCCCUUCCUUGGGGCCGUGCUUACCAGGUUUCAUCUAUUUGGAAACUUUAGGGAAGGAAUCUUGUUCCCAUCACUACCUCUGUCCCACUGAAAUGCAAGCCAUGCAGAACAUGUAAAUGCAGAGUUACAAAUUGGUGAAGGGGAGAAUACCCAAAAAAAUUGCAGCUCUGGGUUCUGAAUCGGUUUGAGUCCUUACAUGGUUAUUGAUUAAAAUUUCUCAGCCAAAGUCCCACUGUCUGUUUAGAGGUGAUGGCUCUUCCUUUGCUGCAUACUGUAGUCUUCCACCUAUUCUUGUAUCCCUUUCUUUAAAAAAAAAACAGCUGCUGUUGGUUCAUACUUCCAUGGUUUUGAGGCUUGUGAUAUGGAAGAGAAGGUGAAGUAACUGGAGCAGACAAAACAUUCUUCUAACACUUGCAGAUUAACAGCAUGGGUGUUCUUGAAGCAGUGUCUGUGCUGCUGAUGUUCAGUUUGUCUGCCAGUGAAGACAGUUGUUGCUUCCGUUUGUCUUAGAUAAAACAUCAUCUUUCUGUGGGAAAAUUACCAUAGUUACCUUUUCACCACUUGAGUCUCAGCAUUUGUGUUCCUGUUUUCUAAUUCUGUAUCUUAAGUCAUAACUGAUGUUACCAUUUUAAAAUAUAUUUGGAUUGGUGUAGGAACUCAACAACAGUUGCAAAAAAUAAAUCCCCAAAUGCUUUUUCUCAAACUAAUGACCCUGCAGAAUGAAAUGUGAAUCUUUUUGCUUAAGAAAUAUAGUUCUGAAUACUUCUCUCAGCCUUUAAAAAUAAAGUAUGGUUUUGAAAAAUAAA
Molecule: messenger RNA, 2997 nt
Organism: Columba livia (rock pigeon)
Lineage: Eukaryota; Metazoa; Chordata; Aves; Columbiformes; Columbidae
Gene: ST13
Product: ST13 Hsp70 interacting protein
Exons: 12
Coding region: 391-1347 (318 amino acids)
Molecular function (GO): Hsp70 protein binding; protein dimerization activity
Source: RefSeq, a predicted model, not a curated record